Messenger RNA from Puntigrus tetrazona (Sumatra barb), 666 nucleotides. Its product is annotated as dual specificity protein phosphatase 13. The transcript has 3 exons. Gene Ontology annotation, molecular function: MAP kinase phosphatase activity; protein tyrosine/serine/threonine phosphatase activity. Bases 1 to 414 code for a protein of 137 amino acids. The record is from RefSeq and is a predicted model, not a curated record. NCBI's taxonomy places the organism in Eukaryota, Metazoa, Chordata, Actinopteri, Cypriniformes, Cyprinidae. Gene Ontology annotation, biological process: protein dephosphorylation; negative regulation of MAPK cascade. Gene Ontology annotation, cellular component: cytoplasm.
AUGAGUAAGUCAACGGCUCGUGAUAAAGGACUGCUCGCUGAUCUGAGAGUCACUCAUGUUGUAAACUGCGCCGAGGGACUGCAUCGCAUCAACACAGGCGGCCAGCUCUACUCAGACACGAGUAUAAGUUACUGUGGAGUGCAGGCUUCAGAUCACCCACAGUUUGAUUUGAGCCAGUAUUUCUGCUCCACUGCAUCCUUCAUUAAAGCUGCACUCCCUCAAAAUGGCAAAGUGCUGGUUCACUGUGCGAUGGGAGUGAGCCGCUCCGGAGCCGUGGUCCUGGCCUUCCUCAUGAUGUGCGAGAACCUCACUCUUACGGACGCCAUCAUAGCUGUCAGGUUGAACAGGGACAUCUGUCCCAACUCAGGCUUUCUAGAACAGCUGAGAACUCUGGAUAUCCAAUUAAAGAGAUAAUACACACAAAAAAUAAAGAUUCUGUCAUUUAGUCACAGUCAUAUGUUUUUCAAACCUGUAUAACUGAUCGUCGUAGCUUUUCAAGGUGCAGUCAUAUGGGUACCUUCAAUAGAUAUCGAAAAAGCAUACAUUAUAUGUUUGAUCAUUUCUACUUUUGUAGCAGUCUGGAAAGAUAGGAGGGUGAGUAAAUGAUAUUUUGAAAACGUGAUCACAUCCUUUUAAGAUAACAAAAGCACUGAAAAAUAAAAUGUU